CUUUAACGUCGGCAAUCGAAUGUUGAUUGGAAAAUAUUGAUGGGACUUCCCAUCCAGCAUCCGCAGCCAACGAUCUCUUUCUCUCUUUGCUUGACGUUGGGAGCGAAUGCUUUUUCCAUCGCGAUGGGAAGAUCAAAGUUGAAAAAAAGAGUAAAACAAGAGAUCUCGACAAAAGAGCUGGCAGAAGAUAUAACAGAAACGAUGAAAAAUACACAAGUACCGAUAGAGGAUCUACCGGAAAAAUUUCUUUGGAUGCAUGUAAAAAGUGGAACCAAGAUCAGAAAUGUUCUUGGUUAUGCGUUAAAGGAAUUCCCCAAUCAUGACAGCAUUGUUUGGACGGGAACCGGACACGGUAUGGGAAAAGCCAUUUCUUGUGCAGAACUUUUUAAGAAGAAACACGAAGGCCUUCGUCAAGUCACGAAGUUAUGUUACGCCAAAUCUAAAGAAUUGAAAGAGAACGCAAGCAAAGAUACUCAACGGAUACCGGAAAUCCAUAUUUUGCUGAAGAAAGAGAAUAUUAAGGACACAUCUUCAAAGGAAGUACAAACCAAACAGAAAAGAAAGCUAAACGACAAUACCAACUCACCUUCAAAAAAAAAUAAAAAGAAAAAAACUUGAUUUGUUUCAUACACGCAUUUUGGAACGAAAAUUCUAAUAUGAAAAAUAUAUAGAAUAGUGAUAAAACUUAAUAUAUCUCUCAUAUGUAGAAAGUUUAUUUUUAAUUAAUACAUAUACGAUUUUCACAUAAACAAUCAUACAUAAUAUAUGUAUUUAUAUAUCGACUCGUCACACUCCCUCGCUUUAUUAAUCGUGUACUAUAACUCGAGGCUUUGUACUUACAAGUUGUAUAUACAAUAUUAUAAUAUUCUUUCCCAUUGCAUUGAAUAUAAAAAAAACAUGUAAUCUUAUGCAAGUAUAUUAAUAAAAAGAUCGUAUAAUAAACAUUUGUGAACGUAACUUAUGUGAGAUAUAAGACUUGCGUAUUAUAAUAAUAAAUAAAUUUGCAUCGCGCUACCAUCAAUUGAUAUCUUGUGUGUUCUCGCUUAUUAUCACAAGAUCUGCCUAAAAUUUAUCAUAAUCAUUUUUAUAACAGGAUAGUUUUAGAAGGAAAGCUCUUAGCUUCCUGAAAGCUUCUCGAUUAUAAUCAUCUUCGAUUAUAAUGUUGAGAAGUGAGAAAAUUCGCUUCUUACAUCAUAAUCUAAGAAAAUUGCAACGAGUAUCGAGGAGUCUUAAAUUCAUAAAUUAUUACAUCUAUAGAGAAUAUAUGUAUAUAUAUAUAUGUAUAUAUAUAUUCCAUUAUAAAUAACAAUUCUAUGCUACAGUCGCUACAUCUCAUUUGCUCAAAUAAUGUUUUACAAGGAUUUAACUAUGCGAUGACGAUUAUGAUUAUUUUAUAUUAAUAUACUCAUGUAUAUGUGUAAAAACAAUAUUGCAAUUAUUUAUGUAAAUUCAUAUUCUCUCUUUUGUUAUGAACUGAUAAAAUUUAUUCAAUUUCAUUUUCUGCUUUUCGGAUAUUUCCAUUUAAAUUGCUUUAGGACAAGUUUUUAUCUUUAUGUAACCAUUUUUGUGAGAAACUGAAUUUGUGUUAUAUAUUUUAUACAUACAGAUAGAGAGAAAGAAUAAAAGUAAUGAUUUAUUAUUAUAUAAUUAGUAUAAAUUUUUUUACUUUAGCAUUAUACAUAUUUAGUUUACACAGAGAAAUACAGUCUAUUAUUUUUACAAAAGAGAGUUAUAAAGUAUAAAUGUUACAUUUAAAAUGUAAAGACAUUGAAAUCACAUUU
This is a messenger RNA of Pseudomyrmex gracilis, 1781 nucleotides long. RefSeq names its product ribonuclease P protein subunit p25-like protein (gene Rpp25). The transcript is spliced from 4 exons. Bases 40 to 618 code for a protein of 192 amino acids. Gene Ontology annotation, cellular component: ribonuclease MRP complex. Gene Ontology annotation, molecular function: RNA binding. Gene Ontology annotation, biological process: tRNA 5'-leader removal. NCBI's taxonomy places the organism in Eukaryota, Metazoa, Arthropoda, Insecta, Hymenoptera, Formicidae. The record is from RefSeq and is a predicted model, not a curated record.